GCAUAGAUUUGGAUUAAAACUCUUUCAAUUUUCAGUCACCAAAGUAGACGAGUACCAUUACAACUGUGGAAAAUGUCCAAUACACACCGCAGGCUUCAACGAUACGUCCCUCAACAAAAAAUUACGGAAAGUUAUGCCUAUAGAAAUGUUAAACAAAGUUCCCUGUGUGGAUUGCAAUAGUGGUCCUUUAUGUAAUACUGAAACGUUUUUUGAGAAACAAGUGUUUUGUUUGGAGAAGUUGGCAAAUGAAACAAAAAUUAUUAAAGGAGCAAAAGUUUGCAGAGAUAAAUGUUUUGUAGCAAGAAAUUUUACAACUGGGAACGGUACUUUACAACUGGACACUAUAUUGUACACCCAAUACAAGAUAGAUCAUUAUAGACAGUUGGCUUGCCAUUGCGUGUCUGCUGUAUGAGCGUUAUCCCCUAUAAGAUAUCCAACCGUCUAUAAGAUAAAAUUCACUACUUUCAAAGUUAUCGGUACUUUGUUCAUAUCCGGCCCCCCACUCUUAUUUGAGUCCCAUAUUAAUUUUUCCUUUUUACUGUCAAUUAUUUAUUUCCAUCAAACAUUAUAAGUAAAAGGCAAGUUAGAGGGGCAAAAUUAAAAAGGAGGCAUGUAAUCUGCAUUUCCAUUCAAAAUGUCAUAAUUUUGUUAAUCAUCGCUUGUCGUCUGUGUACAAAUUCAUUUCUGUAUUCUCAAGAUAUUUUCUGCGUGUCCCGCUUUGUGUUAUAUUCCUUCGUUUUGCCGACCUCCAAAGUCGUUCAAUGUUUUGCGUAUGUAUUUUUUUAUCUGUGGGAUUAAGGAAAUUUUUUGAGUGAUUAACUGUAAAAUGUGUAUAAAUAGGCUUCCAGUUUUUAUAAUCCGAGGAAUGGCAUUGUAUCCUUUCCACGUCUC
Messenger RNA from Meloidogyne enterolobii, 891 nucleotides. The record is from the annotation of a GenBank genome assembly. NCBI's taxonomy places the organism in Eukaryota, Metazoa, Nematoda, Chromadorea, Rhabditida, Meloidogynidae.